Aspergillus niger is the source of this 651-nucleotide messenger RNA. RefSeq lists its product as uncharacterized. The record is from RefSeq and is a predicted model, not a curated record. Lineage: Eukaryota; Fungi; Ascomycota; Eurotiomycetes; Eurotiales; Aspergillaceae. The transcript has a single exon. The coding region runs from base 1 to 651 and encodes 216 amino acids.
AUGGACAGAGCCAAUCUUUUCAAGAAUUUAUGUCUGUGGAUGACCGUGCAGCGCCAUUACCAAUCCACCUUGAUGGAUAUGUUUUCGAUAGACCGACUCACAUGCGGUAGGAACGAUCCUACCAAUAAGCCGCACCUUGACGUGGACCCGGAUGGUGGGCAUAAACAGGCACCCCCUAUCACCGGCAGCAGGUCACCGAUGCGUUACCCUUCUCUGUACAUGGGUUCCCAGCUAGACGCUUGGCAGCGCAUUAUCCUGGUAAUUCUCCUGGAGGUCCCUGCGCACGUCAUUCCCCCCUCUGCAUGGACUCGAUGUUCCCUGACUUUUGGGCCGCGCAGCCAGUCCAGGCCGCGAGGUUCUAUCACAUGUGGAAUAUGUCUCACGGCUGCCCGAAAGAGUAAUGUGUACUUAAGUCGCAGCCUCAGGGAGGUUAUAGCGCCCGAGGGAUUGUCAAGCUUAAUGAUCGACAAGAUGAUUUCCCCUGAAAUGGGCAAACCCACGAUGGUGUGCUUGGCAGUUAUGGAGCGAACCAGAAUCAAGUGGAACAAACUCCUUCGGGCCGCAGGGCUGCCCUUGAUCGAGCCGUUUACCUAUGCGAUCGACCUAUGCCAGGGUGAUAGGGUGGUCGAGCGGUUAAAUGCUGACGGAUAA